Messenger RNA from Rotaria sp. Silwood2, 1209 nucleotides. The record is from the annotation of a GenBank genome assembly. NCBI's taxonomy places the organism in Eukaryota, Metazoa, Rotifera, Eurotatoria, Philodinida, Philodinidae.
AUGUUAUCAUGUGGUAUUGGUCGUGAUCUUGAACCAAAACAAAAACUUCAAGAUCUUGUUAAUAAAUCAUUAUGGCGUAAAUGUUGUUGGUCAGGUGAUGGUGAAUAUAUAUGUGGUGCAUCAUCUCGACAACAUUCAUUAUAUAUUUGGGAAACUGUAUCAGGUAAUUUAGUUAAAAUUUUACAUGGUACAAAAGGUGAAGCAUUAGCUGAUGUAUGUUGGCAUCCAGUACGUCCAAUAAUUGCGAGUAUAUCAAGUGGUGUUGUAUCUAUAUGGUCACAUUCUCAAGUUGAAAAUUGGUCAGCAUUUGCACCAGAUUUUCGUGAACUUGAAGAAAAUGUUGAAUAUCAUGAACGUGAAUCGGAAUUUGAUAUUAAAGAUGAAGAUCGUAGUUUAGAUGGUUUAGAUUAUGCAGGUUCACCAAAUAAACGACAACGUUUAGAUACAAAUGGUAAUAUUAAAAAUAAUGAUGAUGAUCAUAUUGAAAUAGAUGUUGUUACUGAUCAACGUAUUGAAGCAUUAGUAUCAAGUGAUGAUGAUGAUAUUAAUGAUCAACUUAUUUAUUUACCAGUUGCACCUGACAUUGAAGAUCCUGAUAUUGAAUUUCCAACACCUGUAUCUAAUGUACCAAAAACUCGUACAACAAGUCCAUCAUUACAAACACGUGUUUCAGCUGAUGAAACAUAUGAUAUUCAAUUAAAAAUUCCACCUGUUCAUGAUGUACAUCCAUAUUAUGGUGGUACAAAACAACCACGAUCAACAGUAAAUACAUUAAUAAAUACUCAAGAUUCUAUAGGUAAUAAACGUGAAAUGAAAAAUCGUCGUAAAGGACAUCAUCAUCAUCAUCAUCACCAUCAUCAUCAUCAUUAUCAAUAUCAACAACAAAAUUCUCUUGUACAAUCAGAACAAACAAAUCAACAAACUAUUUUAUUACCAAAAUCAAUUGAUGCAGCUGUAGCAACUGUAACAAAUAAUCAAAAACGAUUAUUAGUAACACAAACAUCAGAAAUCAAAGGACAACGAGCACGUUCAGCUCGUCUUGAAGGCAAAAAAGCUGCAGCAACAACACCAGUUGUAGUUAAUACACAAACAUCCGUAUCAAUAACAACGACAACAACAACUGAUGAAAUAAUUAGUACACCACGUACUAAACGUAGUAGUCAUCAUACACAUUCAAUCGAUAAUGAUGUUGACUUUAUACCACAUUAA